UGUCGUCUGUGUGGCUGGGGAUUCUGUGGGAGGGGUCAUUAUUUGGCAGGGAGCGGUAGAGAGACGAGCAUUUCCUAGAUACCCACAGCAACGCGUGGAUUCAUUCUGCUCUCAUCACUUGAGAGGCGAGCCGGCGGAUAUUUGCGUGUUUUAACUUAUUAUUCAGGUUUGGAAAGCCGUACGUUUGGAAAUUACAAAUCAUCAUCGUAUAUCCUCGGAAGUGUUUUGCUCGUGCACCGGGACUGUCAUCAUUGAAGCAAACAUGACUAGCGCUACGUCCCCAAUCUUGCUGAAAUGGGACCCCAAGAGCCUUGAGAUUCGCACACUGACUGUGGAGAGGCUGCUGGAGCCCUUGGUCACACAGGUGACCACACUGGUCAACACCAGUAACAAAGGCCCAUCCAGUAAGAAAAAGGGUCGCUCCAAGAAGGCUCAUGUUUUGGCUGUGUCCGUCGAGAACGCGACUCAGAACUUUCUAGAAAAGGGUGAGCAGAUCGCUAAGGACAGCCAGGACCUGAAAGAAGAGCUUAUCGCAGCAGUAGAGGAUGUCCGCAAACAAGGCGAGACGAUGCGCAUAGCCUCCUCAGAGUUCGCGGAUGACCCCUGCUCCUCGGUGAAACGGGGCACUAUGGUCCGAGCCGCCCGAGCCCUUCUCUCUGCAGUCACCCGCCUCCUCAUCCUGGCUGACAUGGCUGACGUCAUGAGGCUCCUGUCCCACCUCAAAAUCGUGGAGGAAGCUUUAGAAGGCGUCAAGAACGCCACCAAUGAACAGGACCUGGCCAAUCGCUUUAAGGAGUUUGGAAAAGAGAUGGUCAAACUCAACUAUGUGGCUGCUCGCAGACAGCAGGAGCUGAAGGACCCUCAGUGCAGGGAUGAGAUGGCGGCUGCCCGUGGGGCUCUGAAGAAGAACGCCACCAUGCUUUACACUGCGUCACAGGCUUUCCUGCGUCACCCCGACGUGGCGGCUACACGCGCCAACCGUGACUACGUCUUCAAACAGGUCCAAGAGGCCAUCGGGGGCAUCUCCAGCGCCGCCCAGGCCACCUCACCCACCGACGAGAAGCACGGACACGCUGGCAUUGGCGAGCUGGCCGCCGCCCUCAAUGAGUUUGACAAUAAGAUCAUUUUGGACCCUCUAACAUUCAGCGAGGCUCGCUUCAGGCCGUCACUAGAGGAGCGUCUGGAGAGCAUCAUCAGUGGCGCCGCCCUCAUGGCCGACUCUUCCUGCACGCGUGACGACCGCCGCGAACGCAUCGUAGCCGAGUGCAACGCCGUGCGUCAGGCCCUGCAAGACCUACUGAGCGAGUACAUGAACAAUACGGGAAGAAAAGAGAAAGGUGACCCGCUGAAUUCAGCUAUCGACAAGAUGACCAAGAAAACACGUGAUCUUCGCAGACAGCUAAGGAAGGCCGUAAUGGACCACAUAUCUGACUCUUUCCUGGAGACCAACGUUCCCCUGCUAGUGCUGAUAGAGGCGGCCAAGAGCGGCAACGAAAAGGAAGUGAAAGAGUACGCGCAGGUCUUCCGCGAACACGCCAACAAGCUGGUGGAGGUGGCUAACCUUGCCUGUUCCAUCUCCAACAAUGAGGAGGGAGUGAAGUUGGUGCGCAUGGCUGCUACGCAGAUCGAUAGUCUGUGUCCUCAGGUAAUCAAUGCAGCCCUAACCUUGGCCGCCCGCCCUCAAAGCAAGGUGGCCCAGGACAACAUGGAUGUGUUUAAGGACCAGUGGGAGAAGCAAGUGCGUAUCCUGACUGAAGCUGUAGAUGACAUCACUUCCGUCGAUGACUUCCUGUCUGUUUCGGAGAACCACAUUCUGGAGGAUGUGAAUAAGUGUGUGAUCGCCCUGCAGGAGGGCGAUGUGGACACACUGGACAGGACGGCAGGGGCGAUCAGGGGCAGAGCUGCCCGUGUGGUACACAUUAUUAAUGCCGAGAUGGAGAACUACGAACCUGGCGUCUACACCGAGCGUGUUCUCGAGUCAAUCAAACUCCUCUCGGAGACUGUGAUGCCUCGGUUUGCAGAGCAGGUGGAGGUCGCCAUCGAGGCUCUUAGCACCAACCCUCCGCAGGCAUUUGAAGAGAACGAGUUCAUCGACGCCUCUCGCCUUGUCUAUGAUGGGGUGCGUGACAUCAGGAAAGCGGUGCUCAUGAUAAGGACUCCAGAAGAGCUGGAAGACGACUCUGACUUCGAACAGGAGGACUAUGAUGCCCGUAGUCGCACCAGCGUCCAGACAGAAGAUGACCAACUUAUUGCUGGACAGAGCGCAAGAGCCAUCAUGGCUCAACUCCCUCAGGAGGAGAAGGCCAAGAUCGCAGAGCAGGUGGAAAGUUUCCGGCAGGAGAAGAGUAAGCUGGACGCCGAGGUCGCCAAGUGGGACGACAACGGAAAUGACAUCAUCGUGCUGGCCAAGCAGAUGUGCAUGAUCAUGAUGGAAAUGACCGACUUCACCAGGGGAAAAGGCCCUCUGAAGAAUUCCUCUGAUGUGAUCAAUGCCGCAAAGAAAAUUGCAGAGGCUGGAUCCAGAAUGGACAAGCUCGCCCGCGCUGUGGCUGACCAGUGCCCUGAUUCAGCCUGCAAACAGGACUUAUUGGCUUACCUCCAGAGAAUCGCCCUCUACUGCCACCAGCUCAACAUCUGCAGCAAAGUCAAGGCUGAGGUUCAGAACCUAGGGGGAGAACUCAUCGUUUCAGGGCUGGACAGCGCUACGUCCCUCAUCCAGGCGGCCAAGAACCUGAUGAACGCCGUGGUCCUCACGGUCAAAGCCUCCUACGUGGCCUCCACCAAAUACCAGAAGGUGUACGGAACAGCGGCGGUCAAUUCUCCAGUGGUGUCCUGGCGCAUGAAGGCCCCCGAGAAGAAGCCCCUGGUGAAGAGAGAGAAGCCGGAGGAGUGCCAGACUCGCGUCAGGAGGGGCUCGCAGAAGAAGCACAUCUCCCCCGUCCAAGCCCUCAGCGAAUUCAAGGCCAUGGACGCCUUUUAAAUCCGCCCCGAAUUCCUCCUCUGUCGAUUUCGUACCCACCCCGUUACGGCUUACUUUCUCCGAGCUGUUUCUUGUUUCGAGCAGCGCCGUGUGUGUAUGUGCCCAGUAAAUGUCUGUGAGUUGGAGGACUUGGCCAUGCAUCCUCUUCCAACCAAAUUUCACUGUAAAUGAGAAACAAAGAAACUGACAGAUGAGAGUGACUUUUACAGUGUGGGCUUUCAUGUGGUGUUUAUUAUUAACAGUGCUAUCACUGACUGGCCAUAUAUACACAGAGAUAUAAAGUAAUAUAAUCUAUGGUAUACAGUAGAAGUCUCAGCCCUAACCAAGGCAGGAGAACUGUUUGCCGUCUGAAUGAUUUUUUUAUUAUUAUUUAAAAUGACUCAGUUAUAGGAAUAACUUAUGGUAAAUCAAAACAGAUUCUGUCCCUCUUCCCGAUAUUAUCCGUACGAUGACAUGAGACUGUAGUUUUUUUGCAUUUCAAUUUCUUUAAUUCUAUUACUGUAUCACUAACCAUGGCAGCCAGGUUGGCAAUAGUAUUACAUUUAGAAAAGGACUAGUUGUGUGGUUGGCUCAGACUAGUAGAAUCCUGCAUACCUUUAUAGUCCUGAUUCUCUAAUAAACCUUGCAACUGUGUGUUCUGUGUCAAAGUCUUUUUAUAAGUA
Molecule: messenger RNA, 3642 nt
Organism: Paramisgurnus dabryanus
Lineage: Eukaryota; Metazoa; Chordata; Actinopteri; Cypriniformes; Cobitidae
Source: RefSeq, a predicted model, not a curated record